AUGAGUCUGGGUGAUGGAUCGAGCGGUCAACUGAAGCUACCCUGCGAUCUCUACGACUUGGAGUCAGAAUUGAAGCUUGCAGUGAAGCUGGAGGAUUAUGGGAAAGCAGCAAAGGUACGAGACGAGCUGAAGAAGGCGAGGGAAGGAGAUGAAGUAGCGAAGCUCCUGCUUGAGCUGGGUGAGUCUGUCAACAAGCAAGACUUCGACAAGGCCUCGGCCAUCAAGCAGAAGCUCUCCGACGCGGUGUCCUCCCGUUCCCUCGGAGUGAUGGAGAAGAGGAGAAGCGCGCGAGUCAACCGCCUGCUCGUCAUGACACGUGAGGGAAAGCUGCUCACCUGCCGUCCUGACGGAGGAAGCAUCGUCCCCGUCGGCAACAGCAUGGACAAGGCCCAGUUCCUUCAGCCAACGUGGAGUCCUGGAGGCGACCUCAUAGUAGCCGCCAAGAUCGAGAUUCCACCGGAUGGAAAGCCCUUGAAGAUCAAAGAGAGUGUGAUCGAGAUCUUUUGGGCCCUCGAUGGGACAAAGCUGGUUGAAGUCUCGGCCCCCUUCAUUCCUUUCUAUUACUUCUGGCUGCCGGACUCGAGGGGUUUGGUCUACCUCACGACAUAUGCGGACGGUCCCGCGCAGGCGGGCUGGCAAGUGUCCAUGGACAUCCUUCGAGUGUUUGCAGGCGACGAGCGAGGGCUGCUUCCUAGUGGAUCUAUCAUGCACCUGGAAGAAGGUGCUCCUCUCUUCGUCUGCCCCUCCCCGCGAGACAAAAGGAUCCUCAUGCACAUUGGGAACAAGCAGAAGGUUGCUGUGAUCGAGCCGCUCUCUCUUGAUGGGCAGGAAGUGAUCUUGUCCUCGCGCCCUGGUGCUUUCAGGUGCCCUCAAUGGUUUCCCAUCAAAGGAGAGAACGGCGAGGAGCUCGUGGCGUUCGUCGAGAGGUCCAACACAGGGGACUCGCAGUUUGUGGUUGUCGCGGAUGCAAACAAAGGAGAGAGCAAGAAAGCGAGACGAGUGCUGACAGAAAUCGAAGGGUUCGCUACCAUCACAGUGAGUCCGGACGGGCAGAGAAUGGCGCUGCUGGCCCGGUUGAAGAGAAACCUUGCGGUGAGAGAAUGA
Guillardia theta CCMP2712 is the source of this 1104-nucleotide messenger RNA. RefSeq lists its product as hypothetical. The transcript has 9 exons. The coding region runs from base 1 to 1104 and encodes 367 amino acids. NCBI's taxonomy places the organism in Eukaryota, Cryptophyceae, Pyrenomonadales, Geminigeraceae. Gene Ontology annotation, molecular function: protein binding. The record is from RefSeq and is a predicted model, not a curated record.